GGAGUCGUUAUCCAGAAGGCUGUUGAUGACAUUUCAAUUCCACAAGGUUUAUCCGCACCAUAUCGAUCCAGCAGAAAAUCGUAUAUUUAUAUUAUUUCAAGUUAAUUAAAUUAUCUCUAUCAGUCUACGUUUUAAAUAUUUUGACGGAACGCGACGUGUCGUGUUAGAUAGCAUCUUCUUUCCAUUGAUAUUAAGGUUAAGGUGCAAAGUGAUCGCUGAGUACAUCAUGAAGACUCCGUUCUCGCAUGAAAUUGCGUGGUUCGUGUUUGAAAAUCAUCUGAGAUGUGAAGAUGGCUGCGAAGUCUGUAAGUCGUGUGCGCCAAAUCCAUUGAUUAAUAAGGCCGAGAUAAAAUGUAUCGCCUUAUUGUUUGCCACGCGAUUCACCGAACAGAAAAGACAGACCAAGAAUAAGGCUGUGGAACAGCAAGUGAUGGGAAGAUGGUGAGGGAGCAGUUUUGCAAUUGGUAUGGGUUCUCAAAGACUAGAAAUUUUGAGACAAGGCGUCUGGGCGAGCCUGACAGGAGGCUGGUUUUACGAUCCCCAUCUCGACGUUUUUUCAAAUACCUUUCACCUGUACAUUUGGCUCUUUCUACUCUGCUUACCGUUCACUAUAUAUCUUUAUUUCCCGCCAACUGUGUACGUUUGGGUGGCAUAUUGUUCUUCAAUCGGAGCAUUUUUUGGUACCAUAAAGUGUGUUAACCAUGCACUCCAUUGCAUGUAUGAUACCACAGAGUGUUUAGAGGAAUCAGGUCAUGCUAUCAGCCAGCAGAGAUUGGAAAGUGAAAAGAGACACACAGUGCUCAACAAAUGCAGGGAACAAUCACAAGAUCAAGUAGACAAUGGAAUAGAACUGCAAGUCUUAAAUGGGAAAACGGAUACACCACCUGUAGAAUGCUCAUCACGGAACUCUUUCAUAGAAUCAAACGCGCAAAACGCGGAUGCAGAUAGUAUAACGUCUGAGUAUAAUCAGGAUAAACCUAGUUCAACUAUAGAUUUAAAAGUAGAGAUUCACAGAAAAAAUAGCUCCGAAAGUUCGGAAGAGGCGCAGCAGCUGACUAAGCCAAUGGUAUCUAAUGCGAAUGCACACGAAGCGGAAUUAGCAUCUGCGCAAUACCAUGACCCGCGUUUUCGAAGCAUGAAGAGUGGAAGAAGGUUGAAAAGGCAGAGAUGCAUUGUGAUCAGCGAGGAACGGUUUCAACGGAAGUUAUGUAGACACGCGUCUGAAGAUUCGCGAAAUCGGCAUUCGAAGCAAAGCACGCUUGGUAAGACGGGGUCUGAGAGUCAAAUAAAACAAACGAGCUCGUUCGAAUUGGAGAAUCAAGGAGAUGAUUAUUCGUACUGGAAAUCAAAUCAAAGUGUUCGGCGUCUAAAUUCUAAUUCGAUUCCAAUGGAAACUCAUUUAAUGAACGAUCAUCCGCAGAGCUUGGAAAUUAUAUCGAAGAAAGAGGACGCUGAGAAAAAUAAAAUUUCGUCGCAUCCACAAUCUUUAGAGGUUAUUACGAAGAAACCGCAUCAACCACUUAUUCAUCCACAAAGUCUUGAAACAAUUGGUGCUACUAAUAAAAAUGUGAACUCUACAGAUGACAAUAAUUUGCCUCUUCAUCCACAAAGUCUUGAAACAAUUAAUACUAAAAAGGUAUUACCUCAAAAUACGUUAAAAAAAAAUCAAUUACAAUUAUUACCAUAUCUUAGUUAUGGGUCAGAAAUAGUACAUUCUAUAGCGGAACAAAGCGAUGAACAAUUUGCUAAUGAAAGCUCUGGAGGGUACAGCCUUCAGGAUUCCUAUAGUCCGUUACUUACACGAAAAAAUUGUGAAACUAAUGCUACCUCUAAUCGAGACAGAAGUCUUAGCACUAGCCGAUUUGAAGAUAGAUUUACAAGAUUCAACGAAGACGGCGGCGUGGAUAACGAUUCUGCAAAUUCUCGCGACGCGUUGAUCGAGGAAUCAAAAUCUGGUGUUAAAAGGAGAUACAGCAAUGCAAGCCAAAGCAGUCAUGAAUUCUCGGAUUUGGAAAACUUGUUUAAGGACAAGCAAGACAAAUCAAAAAAUAUGGAUGAUCCGUUGAAUGUGGGAAGUGUAGUUGGAAUAGGUCAAUUGUUUGAGAGAAUCGAUUGCGCAGUAGAAUCACGAACAAACAAAGGACUACACAAUAAAGAAUCGGAUUGCGGUUCUUCUAGCAUGAUGCCUUUCGAUUAUACGACGUAUUCAUCGAAUAUGGAAAACGAGGUGAAAAGAAUGUUGCUCCCACAAGUAGAAACAGAUAACAAGCGACACCAAGGAGCAAUACCCAAACAAAGCCGUCCAAUGCCAGCAGAGACUAUACACGAUAGUAUUGCGACUACCGAACCAACCCGGCCGAAAAUGAAACGAACGUUGGAAUUCAACAAACUUGAGCAAACCUGUGGUUCGAACAACGAGUUAAGUACACUAAGUCUUGCAUCCUUCUUGUUAACCACGUCAUUGUCUUCGGAUCCUGGUCAAUCGGGCACAGUGUCCGCCUUAAGAUUAAGUCGCAACUCAGAGACACGAACUGCCCGUAAAAGGCGCGGUCCAUUGAAUCCAUGUUCAAUCAGGCGGCAGCGUUUUUCGCGUGAGAGAAGUCGAGAGGACAACGUUGUACCGCUUACUGCUUUAUAUGGAUUGAUAUCGAACGAUUUGGUUACCCAUCCUAAUGACACCGUCGAGGCGACGGUGCCUUACUUACGGGACGAGAAAGUGCGCUGGCUCACUUACACCAUCGACGACAAAAGAGGCGUUGCCACGGCUGCCCACGUUCCUCCCAAUAACGAGAAAUUGUUAAACACGUUACUACGUCAACAGCUUAAUCAAAAUUUACAUUACGACGCCAAUUGGGAAUUACUGGAUUCGCUGAGCAACAGUUAUAGCAGUUUAUCUUUGAAUUCUCCCGACUUGAGUGUUAUAAUAGACACGCCUCCAGUUUUGUCCAGUCCAGAGAGCAAUCAAACGAAGGCGCAGAACUCGUUAUCAUCGAAUCCAGUAGAAACUUCGGAACGCGAUCAAUUCCAUCAAAAUAAUGGGAAUUCCAUUCAAUGCGGCGUCGAGGCUAUGGAUCGAGAUCAAUUUCAUCAAGAUAUAUUGACCCGAAUUGAGUCGAUGACGGAGAGGAAUCAACGAUUACGGAACAUAUUGGGAUAUUUUAAUUUGAAUAUUUACCCGGCAGACUCGAAUCGCCGUGCAAGAUCCGCGUUAACAUUGCAAACGUGUGCGGUUGGUGAUAUAAAUACGAGUUUGUCUUGGAAUCGACUUAUCGGUAGUUUAGGCGGAUCCGAAUCCAAGCCUAAACAGUCAAGAGAAGAUAAACAAUAUUAUUACAAAUGGAAAGUUGGAAAAUUGCCGCAUGUCAAAGUGCGAUUCGAUCGUUUAUUUUUGUUGGCCUUGUUAGAUCGAAACCUGACAAUUUUUGAAACCAUCGUUUCGACGUUCUUAGCUGUGGCUGUCGCAGGAUUGGGCUUGACACUGCUCCAUCAAGGAUUCUACCGUGACAUAUUCGCGUUCAUGUUUUGCUUCGUAACCGCCGGAUGUCAAUAUUCAUUAUUAAAAUCUGUGCAGCCCGAUGCCGCCUCACCGACGCACGGGUUCAACCGUAUUAUAGUAUUUUCACGACCCGUCUAUUACAUAUUAUGCUCAGGAUUCAUAUUGAUCUUCAACGAAUCGUUAAGAAACUUUAAAGCGUCCGAGUUCCGAAUAUAUGGCUUGCGAAUUACUGAUUACGAUGUCAUAUUACAAAUUCGUAACGUUUUAUUAAUUUUCCUUUUGUGCUUCCCUAUUAUUUUCUCGUUAGGCCUGCUGCCUCAAAUCAAUACUUUUCUAAUGUAUCUCUGCGAGCAUAUAGACAUUCAUCUAUUUGGCGGGAACGCAACUACGAGUUUAGUGUCAUCGAUUUAUUGCCUUUGCCGUAGCAUCGUCACCGUUGUUAUAUUGUACGGGUUUGCUUAUGGAGCGCUUACAGAGCCUAAAUCCUCGCAGCAUAUUUUAUUUUCCAUUUUUGCCGGCUUAUUAGUCGCCAUAUCGUAUCAUUUAAGUCGUUCGUCUUCGGAUCCUACCGUGAUAUGGGAUAUAGUUAAAACAAAUUUGUGGCCGCCGGAAAUUUAUACAGAAGAGAAGGAAGCGAAAAUUAUUGAGAACACGUCGCGAAGGGAAACUGUACCUACGACGUACAAAGAAGCGAAGAUUCGAACUUGUGGGAGGAAGAAACAUGUUAAGAUCAAAGUUGGAGAACAGAUGUCGGACACGGAAUUGGUAGACCCGCUACCAGAGAAGUUGCGAGCAACGGUGAAUGCAAGAUUGAAGAACGACUUGAUAGUCUGCGCAGUGAUCGGUACUUUGUCUUUUGGAAUUCAUUGUUCGACUGUAUUCACAGCUUUGCAACCGGAACUGAAUCCGGUUUUAUGGGGUAUAGCAAGCUGCCUCGGAUUUCUGUUACAUUAUAUUGUACCGCAGCUCCGUAAACAAUUACCCUGGCUGUGCUUAUCAAGACCCGUGUUACGCAGCCACGAACACGCACAAUUCGAAGUUUGCGAGCCAGUGAAAAUUAUGUGGUUUGAGAAAGCAUACGUUUGUCUCUGUUUUGUGGAAAGGAAUGUUCUCUAUCCGGUUGUAUUCCUGGGCGCGCUCACGGAAUGCUCUUCGAAGAUCGUUUCGAAAUUCGGCGAAAGCAUAGGAGCGUUGAUCAUAGUGGUAUGCGGAUUGAAGUCACUGAGAUCUGCAUACUCCGAUCCGUCGACGCGUUACCUGGUCCUGAUCUUCGCCGUUCUGUUUUUCAAGUUGGAUGUCCGAGACCUCAGUGAAACGUUCCUGGUCGAUUACUUCGUCACUGGAAUUGCGUUCGCGAAAAUUUACGAGGACUUCUCCAAAUAUUCCUUCU
Ceratina calcarata is the source of this 4886-nucleotide messenger RNA. It is a transcript of the gene pcx, whose product is annotated as pecanex. Gene Ontology annotation, cellular component: endoplasmic reticulum. The record is from RefSeq and is a predicted model, not a curated record. The annotation marks the transcript as partial. The transcript is spliced from 8 exons. Gene Ontology annotation, biological process: endoplasmic reticulum organization. Lineage: Eukaryota; Metazoa; Arthropoda; Insecta; Hymenoptera; Apidae.